AUGAGCAUAAGCAUAAGUCCUUUAACUAAGAUAAUAUCAUUAAGUGCGAUAUUAGCAUUAGGAUUUCUACUGGUGAUUUUAAGUUGCGCUUUGUAUUCAAACUAUUACCCCUUAUUUGAUAUAUCGUUAUUUUUAAUAGCACCACUACCUAAAUUGAUAUUAAACAAUGCAAUUGGUGCCCAUAACAACAACAGUGAUUUCCUAAGUGGUACAAACGGCGGCGAAGGUGAUGAUAGCUUUUAUUAUAAUACCAAAUACUUCAAUGGUGUUAGAGAUACUGGUGAUUUUUUGACUAGUUGGUUCUUGAUUCUAGGUAUUGGAUUACCUGUCGUUUUUCACCAUUGUAAUAUUAUUAACAAAUGGAGUAUGUUUAUGUGUAUUAGUGGUGGGUUGAUAAUUUACACUUCCAUUGUUACAUUUAGUAUUUUCUUUAAUAGCAAGAGAAGUGGAGAUGGAUGGGAUGACGACGAUGAAGGUGGCUAUGGAUAUGGUUAUUGA
Molecule: messenger RNA, 498 nt
Organism: Saccharomycodes ludwigii
Lineage: Eukaryota; Fungi; Ascomycota; Saccharomycetes; Saccharomycodales; Saccharomycodaceae
Gene: VPS55
Product: Vps55p
Exons: 1
Coding region: 1-498 (165 amino acids)
Biological process (GO): late endosome to vacuole transport via multivesicular body sorting pathway
Cellular component (GO): Vps55/Vps68 complex; endosome
Source: RefSeq, a predicted model, not a curated record